Messenger RNA from Anguilla rostrata (American eel), 1942 nucleotides. RefSeq names its product epithelial membrane protein 3-like. NCBI's taxonomy places the organism in Eukaryota, Metazoa, Chordata, Actinopteri, Anguilliformes, Anguillidae. Gene Ontology annotation, cellular component: plasma membrane. The coding region runs from base 398 to 895 and encodes 165 amino acids. The transcript has 5 exons. The record is from RefSeq and is a predicted model, not a curated record.
AGCAGACGUGAUCUCCGUCAGGGUAGCAUUUGUAUUUGUUCUCAUGUGGCCUUCUCCCUUUCUCCUCUUUGGGUGGGUCUGCCUGUGUCAUUCUGAGGUAGUAGACCUAAGAUUAGAAAGCAGAGGAGGCAAAGAGGGAGUUCUACUGAAAGGAAAUGGGCGUUGAGAGUAGGAAAAAAAUAAUUCUGCAUUCCUAACCCUCUAUUUUUUUCUACUCUGAAAAAGAGGGUUUGAGGGAGUAGUAGUGGGAAAGGCAAGAGGAAAGGGAGUGGGCGACCAGAGGGAAAAUCAGAAUACCGUUACAGGAAUAGUGAAACGUGCGUUUGUUUUGGUGCUCCUGGAGUUGAAAGAUAAACUUUAAGGACCUGUCAGUGCGGCCUGGUGAGACUUGGACACGAUGGCGUUCCUGUUGAUGUUCGUCACUCUACUUCACCUCAUUACUCUAGCCAUGCUCUUCAUCGCCACAAUGGAGAAGUCGUGGUGGGUUUGGGACAGUACAAGCAAUUCCGACCUCUGGUACAAAUGUACGUAUGACAACGCCACAGAGGCCUGGCUGUGCACCUCUUCAAAGGAGACUGAGUGGCUCCAAGCAGUCCAGGCCCUGAUGGUACUGGCUGUAGUCUUCUCAUCCAUCUCCUUCUUGGUUUUCCUUGGACAGCUCUUCACCAUGUCUAAAGGAGGGCUCUUCUACAUCACUGGGCUAUGCCAGAUCUUUGCAGGUCUCACCGCCUUCGCUGCCACCCUCAUCUACACCCUGCACCACUCAGACAUCCUGGGCAGGGUCCCAGACUCUAACUUGGGACAUUUUGGCUACUGCUUCAUUCUGGCCUGGGUGUGCGUACCCCUCCUGCUCUGCAGUGGCGUCAUGUACGUCCACUUGCGUAAGAGGGAAUGAAAUGCGGAACUGAGCAGCGUUAUCCUUUUUGUACUGGAGGGUUGGGGGGCGGCGAUAUUGUUCUCUGUGUUCAUAUCUGUAGUAGAUCUACAUUCACAUACUGGGUCCCAAGUUGAGGAGGCGUGGGAGAUUGACCCCGUUAUGCUCACUUACCCAGUGUCAAGAGGUAAGAAAUAUGGUGUACAGAAAUGAGAAAUGAAUCAUUAACUAUCUGACCUUCUGUGCUAUUUUGUUGUAAUAGAUCGCUUAUAUACUGGGGCUAGAUAAAGUUUCGUUGGGGGGGGGCAGGGGUGGGGGGGGGGGGGGUUAGACCACAUAUCUGCGCAUAUCUUUCUCAGUAUCAAAGCAUAAAGGUAAUUUAAGAGAUACACAUUACAGUGAUUUUCCAGGUUUUAGACUUUUCUCGGUUUUCAUUUUGUGUCAAAGCAUUGCUGUAAUUGUAUCCCUGAGUGCUCAUUGGCACUAAACUGUCCAUACAGAGACUGACAUGUCCAGCCGUCUCUGGAUAGCACUUACAUAGCAAAACCAAACAGCCACUGAUGACUGUGUAUCAUCACAUUGGUGAGGAUCACACCCAGGAACAAUCUGGUCUCCCAAAGCAUCUCAUGGUUCCCCGUUAACUCUAUCCUCCCUCUUCAAAGGGCAGCACAAGGUAUAGUGCAUUAGUGAAGGCCUGUCCCUGCUCUAAAUUAGGCCUAAGACUUGUAGCACAGAUACAUUGUAAUGACCUUUCUGGGUUGUAUAUUCUGAGCAGUUUAUUUGUAAUAUUUGCUUUUUCACUUUUGGUUUUGGUUCAGCUAUUGGACCAUUGCCAGCAAACCCUAUCAGCAUUUAAAGAAAUGCAUGGGAAGUAGCAUUCAUAAAAAUGCUUCUUUUAACCAUAGAAGGUAUCUGGGCAGCUGUUAUUAUCCUUUUAUGGAUAAUAUUCAUAUGCUAUAUUCGGCAAGAGUAUGUUUAUAUUGCACAUACUGCACAAAGCUUUUGUUUGCUCAUUUAGCUUAUGCUCCAGUUGUACUAUUGUUUUCAAUAAAACAUGCACUACAGGAA